Molecule: messenger RNA, 1219 nt
Organism: Nothobranchius furzeri (turquoise killifish)
Lineage: Eukaryota; Metazoa; Chordata; Actinopteri; Cyprinodontiformes; Nothobranchiidae
Product: claudin-4
Biological process (GO): bicellular tight junction assembly; cell adhesion
Cellular component (GO): plasma membrane; bicellular tight junction
Molecular function (GO): structural molecule activity
Source: RefSeq, a predicted model, not a curated record
AUCUGGUCAGAUUUUCUUUCAAGCAAGCAACAAACACACCUCUACAGAAACACACCUCUAGCUCUCUGGAACACACUUCUUCUAUUUUUAUCUGUAAAGGCAACGACAGAGAUUCAUCAUGGUGGCUGCUGGGAAAGAGAUUCUGGGGACUGUUCUGGGCAUUAUCGGCUUUUUGGGGGCUAUCAUCAUCUGUGGUCUCCCCACCUGGAAAGUCACGGCCUUCAUUGGUUCCAACAUCGUCACCGCUCAGGUUAUUUGGGAAGGCUUGUGGAUGAACUGUGUGACCCAGAGUACGGGCCAGAUGCAGUGCAAGGUCUACGACUCUCUGCUGGCUUUACCUCAAGACCUGCAGGCUGCCAGAGCUCUGGUUGUAAUAGCCAUCAUUGCGGCUUUGUUUGGCAUCUUGCUGGGUGUGGCAGGUGGACGGUGCACCAAUUGCAUAGAUGAUGAAGUAUCAAAGAGCAGAGUGGCCGUUGCUGCUGGAGUCAUGUUCAUCAUUGCAGGAGUUCUGGUGCUGGUUCCCGUCUGCUGGUCGGCUCACACCAUCAUUCAGGAUUUCUACAACCCAACACUGAUCGAUGCUCAAAAGAGGGAAUUGGGAGCUUCCCUCUACAUUGGCUGGGGCACCGCUGCGCUGCUGUUCAUCGGAGGAGGUCUCCUCUGCAGCAUCUGUCCUCCCAAGGAAAAGAACUAUAACUAUGACGCUAAAUACUCCAAGGCUCAGUCUGUGGAAAGCAAGGCUUACGUUUAGACCCCAAGCACUGAUCUGGACUCAGAAGAGGAAGAUUUGAUAAGUUGUGCCUGUUGUUUGGUGUCACUAGGUAAAACAUUGUGAUGAAACAACAAAAAUGUUGGCAGAGUAGUCAUAGAUCUGUCUUUAAAAUAACGAAUCUAAGAGUCAUGAAUAUUGUAAAAUAAGUAGUGUUUUUCAUUCUCCAUCAUAUCUAGAGAGAUUUUCUAAUUUUAUACACCAUUAUGAAAACAUUCAGUUGAGUGCUUUUGAGUUGUUUUUCCCACUUACAUCAAUUUUAAGUGAUCUGUGUAAAUUUUGAAGUGUAUAAAACCGGACUCGUCUGAAGAUUUCUUUAGUGAUUGCUGCUCUAAAACCUGUUGUCAAUACUUUAACUGAAAAUAAGUUUUAACUUUAGCAAUUUUAUUGCAAGUUUUCUUGGAUUUUUUUUUUAUUUGCGUAUGUGACAAUAAAAUGUGUGUAAUCUUA